Pistacia vera is the source of this 564-nucleotide messenger RNA. RefSeq names its product putative F-box protein At1g65770. Bases 1 to 564 code for a protein of 187 amino acids. NCBI's taxonomy places the organism in Eukaryota, Viridiplantae, Streptophyta, Magnoliopsida, Sapindales, Anacardiaceae. The record is from RefSeq and is a predicted model, not a curated record. The transcript has a single exon.
AUGGCUUCUUCUUCUUCCUCCAAUUCUUCUUCUAAGCUUAAGUCAAUCAUGGACACCACUAGCCCAGAUUGGUCUACUCUCACCAAAGAUCUACUCAUCUCUAUAGCAAACCGUCUUGACUCACUCGGCGAUACUCUUCGCUUUCGCGCCGUCUGCAAUACGUUUAAAUUUUCAAUCCCAGCUCCCAAACGUUUCUCUCCUCCACGCUCAGACCUUAACAUUCCUUUUCCCUUCGAAAAACAUCGUCACAGUGGUGGGCACUUUGUAGUCAUCAGCUCCACGGUUUAUGCAUUCAAGUCCUUAACUCUUACACACGAAACCAACCAAACUUUGUUGGUUAGAGCCCAGAAGUCUCCCUCAGGCAAAGUCCGACUGCAAAACCCGCUCUUUGAAACUCGUCUGCAACUCUACUCGUCGUCCCAUAACUUACCAGAAUCUCUGAACCUGCUCGAUUAUCAUGUCAAGGAAAUCGAUAAAGCCUACCAUCUGGAACUAGUUUCUCCCGUUGAAGAUAAGCCCUUGCUUGAUUUUUUUCAGAAAAGUAGCUGCUUCCACGUGCAAUGA